Carassius carassius (crucian carp) is the source of this 3882-nucleotide messenger RNA. Its product is annotated as echinoderm microtubule-associated protein-like 1. The record is from RefSeq and is a predicted model, not a curated record. The transcript is spliced from 24 exons. Gene Ontology annotation, cellular component: mitotic spindle. Lineage: Eukaryota; Metazoa; Chordata; Actinopteri; Cypriniformes; Cyprinidae. Gene Ontology annotation, molecular function: microtubule binding. The coding region runs from base 358 to 2880 and encodes 840 amino acids. Gene Ontology annotation, biological process: microtubule cytoskeleton organization.
CAAACACUCACACACUCCCAACACAAGCACACACUCCUCUGAGAGCUCAAGCCCUGGACUGGAUUCUUCUUCUUCUGAAGAUCUCACACAGGAAAACACCACAGAUAGAACUGGGGAAAAAAGUGCACAAGAAGGCAAGCAUUUUAUAACUUCAGAAAAUAUUUCCACUUUCUUUUUUUUGGAGUCCUAGUCAAGGACAACGUCUGAGUUAGCGAGCGUGAAUGGGUUGUCAUGGUGAAUGACACUGGCAGGCUGAUCCUAGAAGAAGACUGGAUGUUGAAUGGACAGAGAGCUGCAGUGGCCAGCCAGCGAAAGUAACAGGAAGCUAUCGGAGAAAGGGAAGAAGAGAAGAAGAGAAUGGAGGACGGCUUCUCCAGCUACAGCAGUCUCUAUGACACCUCUUCACUGCUGCAGUUUUGCAACGAUGACAGUGCCUCGGCGGCAAGCAGUAUGGAGGUGACGGACAGGAUCGCCUCUCUGGAGCAGCGGGUUCAGAUGCAGGAGGAUGAGAUUCAGCUGCUCAAGUCGGCACUGGCUGACGUUGUGAGGAGACUGAACGUCUCAGAGGAGCAGCAGGCCAUGCUCAACAGGAAAGGACCAACCAAAGAAGCAGCAGUGAGGAGAGACUCUCCCUCCUCUGACAGCAGUGCUGGGAAGCCAGCUAGACCGAUGAUUGCAGCCCUGCCCCUGAGACCCAUGGUCAAUAACGGUACUGUCCUGCCUAAGAAGGGCGGCACACUGCCCUCCCCCUCCAGCUCCAAGAAGGACAACAGCUCACCAGCAACCAAAAGCACUGUGAAAAGGACAAGUUCUUCUGAGCAAGUCGGCCCCAACAACAGGAAAGACAGUGGUGUGGACUCCAAAAACAAUCGCACACGCGCUGGUUCCACAGGGAGCAACUCCAGCGGCAAGAAAGCCACAGAGAACAAACAGAGGGAGCCUGUUUUCAGCGCAGGGAUGCGACGUGUGACGCACUGCAAAGAUGAAGGGUAUGUCAAAAUGUAUUUGAAGGGACGACCCAUCACCAUGUACAUGCCCAAAGACCUGGUGGACACAUACUGCCUGGAAGUGAAGGCUGACUUGCCUCCUAAGAAACUGAAGCUAGACUGGGUCUAUGGUUACCGGGGCCGUGACUGUCGAUCCAACCUGUAUUUGCUCCCGACGGGGGAAACGGUUUACUUCAUUGCAUCUGUGGUUGUGCUGUAUAAUGUGGAUGAGCAACUACAAAGACACUACACUGGACACACUGAUGAUAUCAAGUGCCUCGCUGUCCAUCCUGAUAAAAUCACCAUAGCAACAGGACAAGUGGCUGGCACAUCCUCAGAUGGAAAACUUUUGGCUCCUCACGUGCGAGUGUGGGACUCUGUGAGUUUGAACACGUUGCACAUCCUUGGAGCCGGCUUCUUUGAUCGAGCUCUGGUUUGCCUUUCCUUCUCAAAGUCGAACGGAGGAAGCUGGUUGUGUGUUGUGGACGACUCCAAUGACCACAUUCUGUCUGUGUGGGACUGGCAGAGGGAGGAAAGACUUGCUGAAGUCAAGUGCUCCAAUGAGUCAGUCUUUGUUGCUGAUUUCCACCCGACAGAUGCUAAUAUAAUAGUAACCUGUGGAAAGUCACACCUUUACUUCUGGUCAUUAGAAAAGGGAUGUCUUGUGAAAAAACAGGGUCUUUUUGAGAAACAAGAGAAGCCCAAGUUUGUAUUGUGUGUGACUUUUUCAGAAAAUGGUGACGCCAUCACUGGAGACUCGAGUGGAAAUAUACUUGUGUGGGGCAAAGGAUAUAAUCGUAUUAGCUUGGCCAUUCAGGGAGCACAUGAGGCAAGCGUCUUUGCACUUUGCAUGUUGAGAAAUGGGACGCUGGUCUCAGGCGGGAAGGACCGUAAACUCGUCUCCUGGGACGAAAAUUACCAAAAGAUUCAAACGGUGGAGGUGCCUGAGUUAUAUGGCCCUAUUCGGACUGUGGCUGAAGGACGGGGACAAACGGUUCUUAUUGGGACUACCAAAAACUAUGUCCUGCAAGGCAACCUGGAUGGAGAGUUCAUACCCAUCACCCAGGGCCACACAGAUGAGUUAUGGGGCCUGACUGUACAUCCUGUGAAGCAUCAGUUCCUCACCUGUGGCCAUGACAAGCACGUCUGCAUGUGGGACUCUGCAUCUCAUCAGCCCAUCUGGACCAAAACAUUGGAGGACGCCACUCAGUCGGCCGGCUUCCACCCUUCUGGAGCGACCGUUGCUAUAGGAACGCAGACGGGCAGGUGGCUUGUCCUCGAUACCGAAUCGAAGGAUCUUGUCACGGUGCACACGGACGGGAACGAACAGCUGUCGGUUAUGCGCUUUUCUCCAGAUGGUAAUUUCCUCGCGAUCGGGUCACAUGACAACUACAUCUACAUUUAUGCUGUGGCAGAAAAUGGAAAGAAAUACAGUAGAGUUGGAAAGUGCUCAGGUCAUUCUAGUUUCAUCACACAUCUGGAUUGGUCUGUGGAUUCUCAGUACUUGGUAUCCAACUCAGGGGACUAUGAGAUCCUUUACUGGAUUCCUUCUGUGUGUAAGCAAGUAGUGAGUGUGGAGACCACCCGGGAUAUUGAAUGGGCCACUUUCACCUGUACUCUGGGCUUCCAUGUUUUUGGACUGUGGCCGGAUGGCUCAGAUGGUACUGAUAUCAAUGCUGUGUGCAGUUCAAAUGCAAAGAGGCUGCUCGUCACCGGAGACGACUUUGGCAAAGUUCACCUCUUCUCAUUUCCUUGCUGUCAGUCCCGAGCUCCUAGUCACAUCUACUGUGGACACAGCAGCCACGUCACCAAUGUUAACUUCUUACAUGAUGACAGCCACUUAAUCUCUACAGGAGGAAAGGACAUGAGUGUAAUGCAGUGGCGUGUGCUGUAAAACGACCACUGUCACACUGAAUUUCCUUAUUUUUCUAGAAUCAAGUGGCUUGGGAAAGCAUUAGUGUGGCCAUCGACUACAGAGUGAAGUGGAGUCUCGAUUUGAUUUGCCUUUAAAGUGAUCUCAGGACAUCAAUAUUUGAAGUGACUCUGUUUCGACUGUCUCACAUGUUCCCUAGGCUAUGAAAGAGAUGCUUUAUGAUGGAAACCCAUCUCUUUAGCUUUGAAAAACAAACUAAAGAAUCUGCUCUACAGGACAAUGUUAAAUGUAAUGCCAAAGCACAUUGAGGAUGAAUAGUCCAGUCCAGUUUAUCAUAAUACUGUCUUAACUUCUGAGGUAUUAUAUAGUCUUUAAAAUACCAUCAAUUAUACUCUACCCCUUUGACUGUGUUUUGAUCAAUUGCACGUUACCCAUAAUUUUGUACUAAAAUUUGCCGCCAUAAUGUUCUUUUAUUAACUUUUGCUGCCACCGUAUGGUACGGUGCGGUAUUGCAGCCACCUUCCCACCGCUGAACUUUUUAUAUCCUCUGCUGUAAGUCAAAUACUUACGGUGUUUCAUGGACUUAAACUGUAAUAGAAGUACAAAAAUAUUCAACCAGCCAUCAAAACCCUCUCAAGGACGAAAAAUAGCAUGAGUUUGGGAAAAAAGUGACUGUACUGCAAAAUGAUCAUGGCCUUCACUGACUUUCAUUUGCUAAAUCACCACAGCCAUCAAUCACUGAUUUAGUCUAAUCCUCAGUCUGACUUCAAAUCUGUUUUGUGCAUCGACUAGCUUAACUAAACAUCCUCAUGUACUGCACAUUUACAAUAGAGUUAAGCUCCAUUUUCAUAACCUCCGCUUGAGAAACAUGAUUGAACAGUUACACUCAAAUGACUGUAGUAUUAAUAAUAAAACUAAGCAUGCACAAGCUUGUUUGUAACUGUCUAACCUAUUUUUCCAUAUUCACUGUCGGAUAUAUGGCAUAGCCAUAAAAAUAAAGGAAAACAUGUUAGUUCUGUGAAA